Didymodactylos carnosus is the source of this 346-nucleotide messenger RNA. The record is from the annotation of a GenBank genome assembly. Lineage: Eukaryota; Metazoa; Rotifera; Eurotatoria; Philodinida; Philodinidae.
ACAAUCAUUUUUAUCAUCAUUUAUUGAUAAUAUAACAAAUAAUCUUUCAAGAUCAAAAAGAAAUUAUCAAUAUAAUGAGUCUGUUAAACGGUUUGCACUAUUAUUAUAUAUAUUAGGUGGUAAAUUAGCCUAUGAAUUAAUAAGAAUAAAUUUACCUGGUGCACUUCCUCAUAUGGUGACAUUAAACAGAUUAAUAUCGAAUUCAAAUCACAAUAUAAAUGAAGGUGAAUUUCAAUUUGAUAGAUUAAAACAAUAUUUAAAUUCAAAUGAUGUACAAUUUGGUUUUGUAUCAUCAAGUCAUAUAAGUUUACCAAGUCCAUUUUUACUAUCUGCCUAUGGGUGUUGA